AGCUCUCUCUUGCCCCAGAAUCCCCAAUCUCUCUCCCCGUCACCCGCCGCCCUCUUCGUCUCUCCCGGCGACGACGUGCCGGCCCCCCACUCUCCUCCCAAGCCGACCACCCCGCCCGCCCCUGACUUCCUCUUGUCCGCGCUUCUCCCUCCCACAGCCACCGCCGCUCGAGCUGCCACGCCAGCCGCAGCGGCUACAGCCCUCUCCUCGGCUCCGGCCGCCGUCGAGGGUGCCCCCGCGGCGCUCCAGUCGCCGCCCGUGAUCCGCAGCAGGCCACACGCAGUCGAAACCCAUCGGAAUCCCCGCGCCGCCAUGCUUCGCCUCCGAAGCUGCAUCGUGUCCCAUCUCCUCUCGUCUCCAUCCACCCCUCUCCCCCGCCUCCUCUCCGCGGCCGCGCCCGCCGUUUCCCCGAGCACCGGAUUCGCCGUGGAGGAGUACCUCGUCGCCACCUGCGGCCUCACCCGAGCGCAGGCCCUCAAGGCUUCCCCGAAGAUCUCCCACCUCAAGUCCCCCUCUAAUCCCGACGCCGUCCUCGCCUUCCUCGCCGGCCUCGGCCUCUCCAGAGCCGACGUCGCCACCGCCGUCGCCAAGGACCCCAGGUUACUCUGCGCCCGCGUGGAGAGUACUCUGGCCCCCAACUUGGCUGCGCUCAGCGGCAUCGGGUUGUCGCGCUCUGAGAUCGUGCCCCUCCUCCGCUUGCGCUGCAGAUCUGUCGUCUCCAAGCUGCAGUACUACCUGACCCUCUUCGGCUCCUCCGAGGCCUUCCUCCAGGCGUUGAAGUUCAACUGCAACCUCCUCACGCACAGCAUCGAGAGCGCGGUCGAGCCCAAUGUGGCGUUGCUGCGGGAGUGCGGGCUAGGUGAUCGCGAUAUUGCCAAGUUAUGCGUUGGUAUGCCAUGGCUGCUGGCAGCCAACCCAGAAUGCAUCCGAUCAAUGGUUGCCCGUGCCGACGGUCUUGGCGUGAGCCGGGAAUCUCCGAUGUUCAGGCACGCGAUGCAUGCUGUUGCAUUCCACAGCGAGGAGAAGAUUGCUGCCAAAAUGGCGUACCUGAAAAAGACGCUCAGGUGGUCGGAUGCUGAGGUGCGCAUUGCUUUGUCCAAGUCUCCAAUGAUGCUGAGGAGUUCUGAGGGCAUGGUGCAGCGCAUGUCAGAGUUCCUCAUCUCUGAGAUGGGUUUGGAACCAGCAUACAUUGCUCAUCGGCCGGCAAUGCUCGCUUACAGCCUGGAGCGCCGGAUCAGACCCAGGUACUACGUUGUUAAGUAUCUUAAGGAAAAUGGAUUGGUAAGUCGCGACCGGGACUACUAUUCCGCACUCACGCCGUCCGAGAUGAUAUUCUUGGAGAAGUACAUAUGCCCUCACAAGAAAGCUGCGCCGUACCUUGCUGAAGACUAUGAUGAUGUUUGCAGAGGACAAGUGCCUGAUAGAUUCAGAUUUGCAUGAACCAAUAACAAGGCACAAUUGAUCUGAAAACUAAAUAAUGCAGUAAUACAAUUUCUGUAUAUGGCCUACUAUCUCCCCCAAAUGCUAUGGCUGGUAAAGAGUAAGCCUCCUUUGAUCUGCACCAAUCAAAGGGCUACAUGUGUUCUUUAUGCCCAGCAAUGCAACAGGUAUGAAUGAAGUUUUGUUGCUAAUAUGUUAUAUCAUGGUAUAAGCCCCGUAGUAUCCAAUCUGCCUACAUUGAUCUGAGGUGUUACAUUCACAGGCUAUUGCUUUAUGCAAACAGAGUUAGGCAGUAACAGAUGCAAGCUGGCUCCUCUAGAUGGCAUCUAUCCUGUUUUCAGUGUAGUAAAAACAUAUCUCCACAACCAUAUCAAGCUUGUACCGCGUCACUUUGUACUAAACUUGUUAAAGCCAGAUGUGAUACUGGACAGUAUGAAUUAUCAGCUAUCUAGAAUUUUUCUGUCAGAUCGCAAAAUCUACCUGCAUAUUUAACAACUUUUAGCUUCCAUCUGAACUAGAACUCCUGUUUUCAUCUAGGCAUGAAAUGUCACAAUCUUCUGCUAUUUCUUAGCACACAAGAUGUCAAAAAAAUUAUAUGAAACUGUUUCUUCUCUGCCAAAUCGAAUUUCUUCAUAUAUGAUAGUUGUUUGAUCUACUUUAGAUAGUGGUCCACUUAUUCAGUAGGUAAUCAUAGUUGAAUUUAUCAUUUACAUCUCCUGUCGCAGGCCAUACUGUUGUUGUCUAGCAAGACCUUCCUCCUUGCUAUAUAGGAGUAUUAGCAUUCUCUUAAUCUUUGAGUUCUUUUUUUUUGAAUCUGUGGGUAUGCACCUGCAAUUCCUCAUGACAAGUGAUGAUCCCUUUGAGUAGGUACGGGUUUUCUUAUAUUUGUAUAGUUUCAUGUGCACAUUGAAGGUUAUGCCCUUUUUGUGCUAUUAUCAGACUGGCUGUAUACCUUUUGAAAUCGUGAGCACCUGGUGCAUUACGAGUCAAACUCUUAAUAAUCUAAUUAUACUAGGAGAGUUUUAUUCCUUUCUGUCUCAGACCAUAGUUAAGAACAACUUAUUUGGAGGCAUUUGAACAUGGUUCAGAACAAUGAUUACGUGGCAAGAUUGCAUCUUGGCUGUCAAUUAGUUAGACUCUUCACCGGUAUAGAUUGUUGAUAUCAAUGGAUGCGUUCAUAGUAUAUAAAUAAUUGUUUUUGCUAAACAGUACUCCAUUGUCACGCGUAUUGUUGCCAUUUAGACCUCACAGUUUCAUCAGAAUUCGAUGUUGUAUGUUUCUUCUUUCUGAAUUGAAUUGUAUUACGCUUUACCUUUUCUCCCAGGAAAUUACUAAUUCUGUACUGACAUUUCAAUUCAAUCUCAGGUUUCCCGUUUGUCUACUAAAAGUGUUACUUUCUCCUAAUCAGCGUGCCAGCUCAUACGCCAUACCGAAACCGUCUCUGUUGUAGUACUUCGUAACAAUGAGCUAUAACUGUCUCCCUUUUGACCCUUGUGUUGGCAUACCUAAGUUUAUGAGGAUUACUCAUGGAUGGGCCGGGUACUGGUAUAUGGAACUCGAUGUCAGGUUAGAUAUCAUAAGCGCUGCAAUGCCUUCCAUCAAUGAUGGUGUUCCGUGUCUCCAAGUCCGAUCAGGGAGGCGCCGCGCGAGUCGAAUAGCUAGCUAGGAAACCGACCGGGGAGGUUUAUUGAUUACCUUACCGGAAACCCUGUCCGUCCAUUUGUGCGGAUCACAGACUUACUUAUAAAAUGUGGAAAUUUUGGCCGAAAUUUGACUUCCGGUUGGUUAAAAACCAGAACUAGUAUCUAUAUUCUUGCAUUAUGUGGUCACCCUGCUCCUCCGCUGCGCUGAGAGGCCUGCAGGCAGUGUGUGGUGUACGUUGUUUCCCUGGGUUUUUCUCCCGUGGUGAUCUGAGUUUGGACAAGCCGAUCGCUGCACCGGUGCAGCAACAAGACCGGGCUGAAACUGUCCAUUUCUCCAAGAUGCUGCGGUCCUGGUCUGGUGACCGAUAGAUCAAAUUCUACGAUGCUGCGUGCGUACGUACGUACGUACGUAUAGGACCCGAUAAAAAAGUCGAGUAGUACAAGCACCACCACCACCACUACAGACUAUAGAACG
Molecule: messenger RNA, 3558 nt
Organism: Triticum aestivum (bread wheat)
Lineage: Eukaryota; Viridiplantae; Streptophyta; Magnoliopsida; Poales; Poaceae
Product: transcription termination factor MTERF8, chloroplastic
Exons: 3
Coding region: 313-1440 (375 amino acids)
Biological process (GO): regulation of DNA-templated transcription
Molecular function (GO): double-stranded DNA binding
Source: RefSeq, a predicted model, not a curated record